AUGGAACCCGAAUCCCUUCGGUCCAGCGCGCAGCGCUGUCCCCAGCAUCAUCCUCCCCAGCGCGUGGGCGCCCCAGAGGCUGCGCACUGGUACCCCAGCCCGGGCUCAGCCCGCCCCCGCGCUGCCCGCCCGCCCGCCGCCCGCAGCCCCGCAGCCCCGCAGCAGCCACAGGGGGAACCAAAGAGACAGAAGCCUUCCCAGCUGCCCGGACCACAGACGCCAACACCCCCCGCCCCCCACCCCACGCCGCCCUCCCGCCCGCCCGCGCCCCGCACGCCAGCCAGCCCACGACCGAGCGGCGGCGGCAGGCUGCAGGCUGCGGAGACAGACGCGGCUGUGCGCGCUAGCGGCCGGGCUCGCCACCUCGGGUGCCUCGCUCGCUCCCGCCCGCCCGCCCGCUCGGCCAGAGCGGGGUCCCCGUCCGCGGCCGCCGCGCGAGCCCCCUCAGUUCCCGGGAAGGGAGGUCGCGGCAGCGGCCCGGCGGCAGCGGUGACCGUGGCGUCCGCGGCGACAGUGGCGGCGGAGGUCGCCGCAGCGGCGGCGGCGGCGGCGGCGGCGGCAGAGGCGGCGGCGGCGACCGUGGCGGAGGCGGUGGCGGAGGCCUCCGUGGCGGAGGCGGAAGCAGAGGUGGAGGCUGAGGUGGAGGCCGAGGCCAGCCUGGGGGAGGCGGCGGCGGCGGCCAGGGCCGGGGAGAAGGCAGAGGCCGGCGGCGCGGCCGCGGCCACGGCCGCGGCGCCUUGA
Molecule: messenger RNA, 741 nt
Organism: Arvicanthis niloticus (Nile rat)
Lineage: Eukaryota; Metazoa; Chordata; Mammalia; Rodentia; Muridae
Source: RefSeq, a predicted model, not a curated record